GCUGCCAAUCCCCGACCUAGCUACCGAGUGUACCAUGCAGUGCCUGGGCGCCGAGUACUUGGUUUCCGCAGAGAAAACACCCGGGCAGCGCGAGUGGCGACCCCAGAUUUAUAGGAAAUGCACAGAUACGGCGUGGCUGGUCCUGUUCUUUCUCUUUUGGACUGGUUUGGUGUUCAUCAUGGGCUACUCGGUGGUGGCUGGAGCCGCGGGAAGACUCCUCUUCGGCUAUGACAGCUUCGGCAAUGUCUGUGGCAAGAGGAACUCCCCAGUGGAAGGGGCCCCCCUCUCAGGGCAGGACAUGACUCUCAAAAAACACGUGUUCUUCAUGAACGCCUGCGACCUGGAAGUCAAAGACCAGUGGCUUGGUCCCACAGCCCUCUGUGUGUCCAGCUGUCCUGAGAAGCAGCUGGACACCCUGGAAGAGGUCCAGCUCUUUGCCGACAUCAAUGGGUCUUUCCUGUGUGUCUAUAGCUUGAACUCCUUCAACUAUACUCAGAGUCCAAACGCAGGUACACUGUGUCCCAGGCUCCCUGUUCCUCCAAGCAAGCCCUUCCCCCUGUUUAACCGGUGCAUCCCUCAGACCCCCGAGUGCUAUUCCUUAUUUGCAUCAGUCUUGAUAAACGAUGCCGACGCUCUCCAUCGAAUUCUAAGUGGAAUAAUGGCGGGAAGAGACACCAUCCUCGGCCUGUGUGUCUUCACGUUCGCCUUGUCUCUGGCCAUGAUGCUCACUUUCCGAUUCAUCUCCACGCUUCUGGUCCAUAUUAUCAUUUCGUUGGUUAUUUUGGGAUUGCUGUUUGUCUGCGGCGUCUUAUGGUGGUUGUAUUACGACUACACCAACGACCUCAGCACAGAAUUGGACACAGAAAGGGAGAAUAUGAAGUGCAUGCUGGCCUUUGCCAUCAUUACGACAGUCGUGACGGCGGUUCUCCUCGUCUUGAUUUUCACCCUCAGAAAGAGAAUGAAAUUGACAGUCGAGCUUCUCCGCGUCACAAAUCAAGCCAUCAGCAGCUGUCCAUCCCUGCUGUUCCAGCCACUGUGGACGUUUGCUGCCCUUGUCUUCUUCUGGGUCCUCUGGGUGGCUGUGCUGCUGAGCCUGGGGACUGCUGGCACUGCCCAGGUGCUAGAAGGUGGCCAAGUGGAAUACAAGCCUCUUUCGGGCAUUCGGUUCAUGUGGUGGUACCAUUUAAUCGGCCUCGUCUGGACUAGCGAGUUCAUCCUUGCAUGCCAGCGGAUGACGGUAGCAGGAGCAGUGACUGCUUGCUACUUCAACAGGAAUCAAAACGACCCUCCUGCCCAUCCAAUCCUUUCGUCUCUCUCCAUACUUUUCUGCUACCACCAAGGAACUGCGGCGAAAGGGUCGAUUUUAAUCACUGUGACGAGGAUCCCAAGAGUCAUUCUCACGCACGUUUAUAGUACUCUGAAAGAUCCGCAGCAUGGCGCGUGGUCAAGAGGCGCGUUCAGAUGCAGCUACUACUGUGGGCUUCCGUGUCUCACCAGAUGCCUGCACCAUCUCAACCAGAACGCAUACACCGCAGCUGUCAUUAACGGGACGGAUUUCUGCACAUCAGCGAAAGACGCGCACAGAAUCCUGUCCAAGAACUCAAGUCAUCUCACGUCUGUUAACUGCUGUGGAAACUUUGUCAUCUUCCUGGGAAAGGUGCUGGUGGUGUGCUUCACUGUUUUCGGCGGGCUGAUGGCGUUUAACUACAACCGCGCGCUCCAGGUGUGGGCUAUCCCUCUGCUGCUAGUGGCCUUUUUCGCCUACCUAGUGGCUCACAGUUUCUUGUCUGUGUUUGAAACUGUGAUCGAUAUACUUUUCCUGUGCUUUGCUGUGGACCUGGAAACCAAUGACGGAUCAUCAGAGAAGCCGUACUUCAUGUACCCCGAGUUCUUGAGUCUUGUAAAACGGACCAACAACUUAGACAACGCAAGGUCUCAAGAACACAAGGACUCUUUACCAAAUGAAGGCGGCACAGAGCUGAGACCCAUUGUGAGACAGGGACCCAGAGACUUUUGUACCUGAAGAACCUGAGCGCGCUCUGACCUCGUGGUGAUGCCGACACAAAGCCUACAGCUAUUUUCACAUGAACCAGAGCAAGAAAAAGCAUGGUAAAACUAUGCAUAUACUGCAUCUCUUUAAAAGUGCCUGGGCCUGGCGACAUGCAUCUAUAAUCCAUCCCCAGCAAGUAGGCAGCUGAAGUACCAAGACCGCCAGUGUAAGGCCAGCCUGUGCUACACAGGCAUUUAAAGCCAACCUGAAUGCUAUGUAGAGACCUUAUCUCAACAUAAAUAAAUA
This is a messenger RNA of Microtus ochrogaster (prairie vole), 2296 nucleotides long. RefSeq names its product solute carrier family 44 member 3 (gene Slc44a3). Gene Ontology annotation, biological process: transmembrane transport. Lineage: Eukaryota; Metazoa; Chordata; Mammalia; Rodentia; Cricetidae. Gene Ontology annotation, cellular component: membrane. Gene Ontology annotation, molecular function: transmembrane transporter activity. The record is from RefSeq and is a predicted model, not a curated record.